GCCAUCAGCAUCAGCAAAGCCAUAAAUACCCAAGAAGCACCGGUGAAGGAGAAGCAUGCCCGUCGGAUCAUCCUGGGGACGCACCACGAGAAGGGAGCGUUCACCUUCUGGUCCUACGCCAUCGGGCUGCCCCUGCCCAGCAGUGCCAUCCUCAGCUGGAAGUUCUGCCACGUCCUGCACAAGGUCCUGCGUGACGGCCACCCCAACGUCCUCCAGGACUGCCAGAGGUACCGCAGCAACAUCCGAGAGACGGGGGACCUGUGGGGCCAUUUGCACGACAGGUAUGGGCAGCUGGUGAGCAUCUACACGCGGCUCCUCCUCACCAAGAUCUCCUUCCACAUCAAGCAUCCCGAGUUUCCCCCAGGCCUCGAAGUGUCGGAUGAGGUGCUGGAAAAGACCGCGGGGACGGACGUGAACAACAUCUUCCAGCUGACGGUUGAGCUGUUUGACUACCUGGACUGCGAGCUGAAGCUGUCGGAGUCAGUUUUCAGGCAGCUCAACACCUCGAUGGCGGUCUCACAGAUGUCGGCGGUGCAGUGCCGCCUGGCCCCCCUCAUCCAGGUCAUCCAGGACUGCAGCCACCUCUACCAUUACGCCGUCAAGUUAAUGUUCAAGCUGCACUCCUGUGACCCCCUCCCUGCCUCCCCUGAGAGCAGUUUUUCUUUCCCCACCUCCAGCCUCAAAAACUUCUUUAAGAAAGCAUCCGACAUGCUGUAUUUCAAGCGGCUCAUCCAGAUCCCUCGGCUGCCAGAGAGCCCCCCGAACUUCUUGCGGGCAUCCGCGCUGGCCGAGCAUGUAAAGCCAGUGGUCGUCAUCCCUGAGGAAGCCCCCGAGGACGAGGAACCGGAGAACCUCAUUGAGAUCAGCACGGUUUCCACCACGGAGCCGCAGAUCACCUCGGAUAUAUUUGAGCAAACCUUCGGGCCACCCAACGGCAUUCGGGACGACAGGGAUGCGCAGAUCGAGAGCCUGAAGAAGGAGGUGGACAUGCUCCAUGCGGAGAUGGAGAAGAUUAAACUGGAGGCACAGCGGUACAUCACGCAGCUCAAGGCGCAAGUGAACAGCCUGGAGGGCGAAGUGGAGGAGCAGCGCAAGCAGAAGCAGAAGGCACUGGUGGACAACGAGCAGCUGCGGGAUGAGCUGGAGAGGCUGCAGAGGGCGAAGCAGGACAGCGACAGGUCCCAGCGUCUCUGUGCCGAAGCGGAAAAGAAAGCCAGCGCCACCGAGAUCCGCUACGCGAAGCUGAAGGAGAAGCACAGCGAGCUCAUCAACACGCACGCCGAGCUCCUGAGGAAGAACGCUGACACCGCCAAGCAGCUGACGGUCACGCAGCAGAGCCAGGAGGAGGUGGCGCGUGUCAAGGAGCAGCUGGCGUUUCAGGUGGAGCAGGUCAAGCGGGAGGCUGAGAUGAAGGUGAGCCAGCGUGGACCUGACUCCAGUUCCCCGCUGACCCGGCACCGAACCCUUCCCAGCCUGGGAAACAUGGUGGCUGUGCGCAAUUUGGGUGCAAGGG
Messenger RNA from Pelecanus crispus (Dalmatian pelican), 1513 nucleotides. NCBI's taxonomy places the organism in Eukaryota, Metazoa, Chordata, Aves, Pelecaniformes, Pelecanidae. The record is from RefSeq and is a predicted model, not a curated record.